AUGAAGGUUUACUGUCGUUUUGCACCACCGCAUGCAUUUGUCUCAACAACAGAUGUGGAUCGUGAUGAAUCGGAUUUGCAAACUUCUUCAUGGAUUGCACCCACAAUGGUGCUGCUUUCACUCCGUAAGAGUGGUAAUGAGCAGCAACAGACAUUUACAGUAACGGACCCACUCUCUGGAAGUAUGGCUUCAUCUACAUGUCAGCGUGUUUUCAUUCCACGCUCUAUGACUGCCAGUGCUGUAGGCACCACUUCUCUUAAUUCCUCUUCAGGACAAGAAGAGGAUCAACAACAAAAACAGCAGAAGGGAGUUUUUGAUGAAGUAGUACGUCCUUUUCUGCAUGAUUUGAUUAUUGGAAAACGAUGCAUGUUCCUUGCAUAUGGACAAACUGCUACGGGAAAAACAUACACGAUGUUUGGACCAGGAGUGGAUGAUAAUAUAUAUGAGCUUCAGCGACGACAGCGACUUGCAUCAAACAAGCGUGCUGGACUUAUUACGAGAGAAGAGACAUGUGAAGAAGAAGAAGAAGAAGAAGAGGGAAUGGUUCCUCGGUUUUUGCGUGCUAUCUUUGAUAAGUCGUGUAUAGAGGUAUAUGGAAGAUCUGUGGACUUUGUAGAUCUUUCUUGUCUUGAAGUGUAUAAUGAGUGUACGACAGACCUAGUGGCUCUUCAAUUUCAACAACAACUUCAACAGCAACAGCAACGGAGAAAAACACAUACAAGUAAGAAAAAAAAUGGAAAGCCUUCCUCUCCGGUAUUAGAUGAUAUGGAGAGUGAUAAUAUUCGGCGGGCGUGGAUGCGAUACGAAAAUGGCGGAUUAGGCGGCGGCAGUGGGAUGAGGAAGAUAUCAUACAAAUCAACUGAAAAAUCACAAGUACUCCGUGGAGCCAUGCGUCUUCGCUGUGCCUCAGCCGUUGAGUGUUGGCGACUCCUCUGCGGGGUUUUGGCACUGCGGCAUCGUAGUCAAACAGAGCGGAAUGUACGUUCCUCGCGUAGUCAUCUGCUCUUGAGACUUGUACUGCACAGUACGGAUGUUACUACCGGCAUGGUGGAUCCACUCGGUGAGGCGAUGUUCGUCGACCUCGCGGGAUCGGAGACCUACCGUGAGUAUGCAUGGAUUGGAAUGGGUAACAGUAAUAGCAAUAAUAAUAAUAAUAAUAAUAAUAAUAUUAAUAAUAGUAAUAAUAACAGUUAUAACAAUCUUAACAGCACCAGCAGUAAUACUAGUGUUGUAGUAGAACACGAUGGCGCAGUGGCAUCACCACUUUUGCCGACAUCUACUGUAGAUGUCCCACUUGUAGCCUCAACUUUCAAUGCAACUCGCCGCGAUGGCGAUGGAUUAACGGCGGCCGAACGUAAUUCACUACGAAUAAAGGAAAUGCGGCAUAUUAACAGUUCACUUCUCGCACUUCGCAAAGUAGUACGUGCUCUUCGUACAACAUCGUUAACAACACGUGUCCCUUUUCGUGAUAGUGCCCUAACGACUAUUCUUGAGCCCUUUCUUGUUCCUGAUGGUUCAGCCACAGUUGCAUGGAUAGUGUGCUGCUCAAGCAGACAGCGUGACUUUCAUGAGACUGUUGAGUCACUUCGCUUGGGAGCAGAAGCCUCUGCAAUACCCGCUCAUGUGCAACUCGCACCAAUUGUACUUCCCACCAGUACGAUUAAUAGAAACACUUCGAACAUUAAUAAUAAUAAUAUUCAUAUUAACAGUGUUAGUGGUACUAAUAGUAGUGCUGAAGGGUUUAGUGGGGAAAGAGCACUCUCUUCUAGAGGUGUUUAUACACAACCAGUAGUGUCAUCAUCUUUAUUAUCAUCAGCAGCAGCAGUAGCGACAAAUAUUAGCGGGCGGGAAAUAUCAAAUGAGAAAAGGAGAGGAAACACUGUAUCUGGCGCUGUUAUUCAACGAAGUGGUAGAAACAGUAAUAAUAGCAGCAUUAUGAACUCCAGUAACCAUAUCCCAGGAACAGCCAGCCACUAUAUGAAUGAUUGUAGUGAUGCGGAUAAGAGCAAAGAGAAAGAAAAUAAAAAUGAGGAGGAUGUGGAGGUAUACAAACAAUAUGCCUGGCAGCUUCUUGAACAAUGUAAGACGUUGUGUGAACGUUAUGAUGAAUGUGUGGAAGAACUUGCACGUGCAAAACAGAUUAUAACCACCAAAGACCGUGAAAUUGCAGAACUACGGAAGCUCUUAGCCACAGCCGAAGUCCAGAAGGAUCCACAACAACAAGCAAAGCAACAGCAACAGCAACAGCAGCAGAAUAAGAAUAAGAAUAAGAAUAAGGAAGAAGAAGAAAUUGAGGAGGAACUUUCAAAGGAAGAAAGUAAUGUAAUUUCUACUGCUCCAACAUUGUUGCCAUCCUCUCAUAGUGUGAGUCCUGGUGAGCACAGCACCCCGGUGCCGCCCGCAUGGUUGCGAAAAAGUGCCGUGCGUUUAAAUCAUAAUGACAUCUCCUUGGCAUUGCCUCAUCUUUCUUUCACCGCAGAACCAACAGGUGAGACAAAAGUUAAAGAAGAAAAAGAAAAAAAAGAAGUGAAACCUGUAAAUAUGGAAGGUUCAGUACACAAAGAUGCAGAAACUAGUGAAACUCAUGGUGAUAGUAACAGUAAUAAUAAUGCUGUUGAGAAUGAUGGCUAUGAUAAGGGUGCCGUUGACCUUAUUGACUCUAUUCUUCAUCGAUACUGUGUUCAUCAUGACCCUUUACAGGAUAUGAAUGACAGAAGUAGUAAUAACAACAACAAUACCAUCCAAAAUGACACAAUGAAAAACAUUGAACGUACACCAGCUGGUGUAUUGGAGAGCAAAGGUUGCGAUAAUAUAUCCGUUUUCACUACUCCCGCUGAAGCUCUGUUAGAUACAAAGAUGUCUGUUUGUACUGAUGCCUUUGCUGGUUUAAAGGUCAAUACACGACGUGAGCGUCUUGUUUCUUUUGUAUCUCCCAGCAGUCAUGGUGCGGUGCCACUGCUGAAAUUAGAGGAAGAACUUCACCCACCGCAUAUCAUUCCACCGCCACCAAUGCGUUCAUCUCUCUGCACAAACGUCAUGCCAUCGCUUGGGGAAGUAUUGCAAAAUCAAAGACAAAAGCAGAAGCCACUUCAGAAGGAGGAAGUCACAAAAACAAAAGAUACUGAAGUACCAGGAAAAGGAAACUCUCUAGUGGCGGAUGAGAAUAUUGCUGCUGGGAUUUUGCAGCAAUUAAUUUCACGUAGUGCCGCAUUUACUGAAACUGUGCCGGAGUGA
Molecule: messenger RNA, 3234 nt
Organism: Trypanosoma theileri
Lineage: Eukaryota; Euglenozoa; Kinetoplastea; Trypanosomatida; Trypanosomatidae
Product: kinesin
Exons: 1
Coding region: 1-3234 (1077 amino acids)
Biological process (GO): microtubule-based movement
Cellular component (GO): kinesin complex; microtubule
Molecular function (GO): ATP hydrolysis activity; microtubule motor activity; ATP binding
Source: RefSeq, a predicted model, not a curated record